UCUGUGCGUUAGGUUUUUGUUGAGAAAUUUAUUACUUCAGGGAAAUUUGUAUUCAUUUCCAUUUUCAAAUACUAAACUUAUUAAACCUCAAUAAUGUCUCAACUGAAAUCAAAUAAGAAGUUCAAAUGGGCAAUGGACUACAACCAAAAAAAUCGCACGCAACCUAUAGACUGCCCUUCUCCACCAGGCUACAGCCAGUCAACAGGAGCUAGCUACUCUGAAUCUUCUAAAGACGCAGACUCAAACCUGCUUUUAAUUAAGAAACUGUGGGAUGUGGCACUUGGACCGCUAAAACAAGUACCAAUGAACCUGUUCAUAAUGUACAUGGCAGGCAACUCUAUUUCCAUAUUUCCUAUUAUGAUGGUUGGCAUGUUGAUUGUCAGGCCAGUGAAAGCCUUAUUCGCCACCCAGAGCACAUUCAAGAUGGUGGAGGGAACACAAGCUGCUGGUCAAAAAUUUGUUUAUUUCAUAGGAAAUGUUGUCAAUAUAUUGCUUGCACUGUAUAAGUGUCAAAGUAUGGGAUUAUUACCUACACAUUCUAGUGAUUGGCUUGCAUUUGAAGAACCACAAACAAGGGUAGAGCACAUUGGUGGCGGACUAUCCUUAAUAUAAACUCAGUAUAUAAUGUUCAGCUAGUUAAUUUUAUUUAUCAUUGUAUAGAAUUAAUAAAAAAUAUGUACAGUAAUAGAAAUAGUU
Molecule: messenger RNA, 696 nt
Organism: Hyposmocoma kahamanoa
Lineage: Eukaryota; Metazoa; Arthropoda; Insecta; Lepidoptera; Cosmopterigidae
Gene: EMC4
Product: ER membrane protein complex subunit 4
Exons: 2
Coding region: 94-612 (172 amino acids)
Biological process (GO): protein folding in endoplasmic reticulum
Cellular component (GO): EMC complex
Source: RefSeq, a predicted model, not a curated record